GAUCAGGCACAUUCUCCCACGGUAGACAUGAAGUUGGUGUGGUUGGCAGCGGUCCUCGCGGUGGCUACGGCCUCCGUGGUCAAGGAUGACCAUUAUGGUUAUCUUAUUGGAAAGGAUAUGAUGAUGAACUUGGACAUCAAGACCAAGGAAAUAUGUAUAAUGAAACUGCUGAACCACAUCCUGCAGCCGACCAUGUACGAUGACAUCAAGGAGGUCGCCCGCGAGUACGUGCUCGAGGAGAACCUCGACAAGUACUUGCAAAUUGAUGUCGUGAAGAAGUUCAUCGGCAUGUUCAAGAUGGGUCUGCUGCCGCGCGGCGAGAUCUUCGUCCACAGCAACGAACUACACAUUGAGCAGGCUGUCAUGGUCUUCAAGCUGCUCUACUUCGCUAAGGACUUUGACUCCUUCAUCAGGACCGCCUGCUGGCUCAGGGAGCGCAUCAACGGCGGCAUGUUCGUCUACGCCCUCACCUGCGCUGUCUUCCACAGGCUCGACUGCCGCGGUAUCACCAUGCCCGCUCCUUACGAAAUCUACCCCUACUUCUUUGUCGACAGCCACAUCAUUAACAAAGCUUUCAUGAUGAAAAUGACCAAAGCAGCCAAGGAUCCGUUCAUCUACGACUACUACGGUAUCAAGGUUACUGACAAGAACCUAGUCGUAAUCGACUGGCGUAAGAGCGUCCGCCAUGUUCUUUCCAAGGACGACAAAAUCUCCUACUUCACCGAGGACAUCGACCUGAACACUUACAUGUACUACUUGCACAUGAACUAUCCUUACUGGAUGACCAACGAUGUCUAUGGUCUGCACAAGGAGCGUCGCGGUGAAGUUAUGAUGUACGCCUACCAGCAACUUUUGGCCAGAUACCGUCUGGAACGUCUUUCUCACGGUCUUUGCGAUAUUAAGAUGAUAAUGUGGAACGACGUGCUCAAGAACGGCUACUGGCCUAAGAUCCGUCUGCAUACUGGUGAUGAAAUGCCCGUCCGUCACAACUACGUUCAACUUGUUACUAAAGAGAACCUGAAGGAUAAGAUUCUGUUGGACGACAUCGAGAAGAUCAUCCGUGAAGGAAUCCUUACUGGACAAAUUGUCCGACGCGACGGAACCACCAUAAGCUUAAAGAAGACUGAAGAUGUAGAGUACCUGUGUAGACUGAUCCUCGGUGGAAUGGGCCUGCAGCACGACGACGCCAAGGUCAUCCAUGUCACCAAUGUCAUGAAGCAACUCCUGUCUUACAACCUGUACAAUGUUAACAAGUAUACUUAUGUGCCGACUGCUCUCGAUAUGUACACUACUUGUCUGCGUGAUCCGCUGUUCUGGAGGGUGAUGAAGCGUGUCGUCGAGUCUGUCGUUCUGUUCAAGAAGCUCCUGCCCAGAUACACGCGCGACGAACUCGACUUCCCCGGAGUCAAAAUCGAGCGCAUCGUCACCGACGAACUGGUCACCUUCAUGGAUGAAUACGACAUGGACAUUACCAACGCUCUGUACCUCGAUGAAUCCGAGAUGCACAAGAAACGCUCCGACUACACUUACGUGGCUCGCAUGCGUCGUCUUAACCACCAUCCGUUCAAGGUCACCAUGGACGUCGUCUCCGACAAGGCGGUUGAGGCCGUGGUCCGCGUUUUCAUCGGUCCCAAGUACGACUGCAUGGGUCGUCUCAUGAGCGUCAACGACAAACGCCUCGACAUGGUCGAGAUCGACAGCUUCCUCUACAAACUGGACACUGGCAAGAACACAAUCGUGCGCAACUCGAUCGACAUGCACGGAGUCAUCAUGGACAGACCUUGGACUCGCAACAUGUUCGGCAUGGACACCACGACCGCCACCAUCAACGGCGACCGUGUGGUCGACAACUGGUGGUACAAGACCCGCCUCGGCUUCCCGCACAGGCUGCUGUUGCCUCUGGGACACCUCGGCGGUAUGCCGCUGCAGCUGUUCGUGAUCGUGACGCCCGUGCGCACUGGCUACGUUCUCCCGACCAUUGACAUGAGCAUCAUGAAGGACCGCCGCGUGUGUCGCUGGACCACAUGUAUCGACAGCAUGCCUCUUGGCUUCCCCUUCGACCGCGAUGUCGACGUCACCUGCUUCUACACGAAUAACAUGAAGUUCUUUGAUGUCAUGGUAUACAGGAAAGACAUGGGUCUUUCCAACACGGUGAAGCACAUGGACACCUCCGACCUAGUGAUGAAACGUGAUGACCUUACCUACCUGGACACCGACAUGCUGGUGCGAUGGUCCUACAAGGAUGUCAUGCUCAUGAGCACCGACCAGAUGAUGCGUAUGUAAUUCUAUACCAAAACCAAAUAGUAAUAUAGUACAGACUUCAAAUAAAGGCAUUUAUUAAAUGUAAA
This is a messenger RNA of Papilio xuthus (Asian swallowtail), 2348 nucleotides long. Its product is annotated as basic juvenile hormone-suppressible protein 1. The record is from RefSeq and is a predicted model, not a curated record. NCBI's taxonomy places the organism in Eukaryota, Metazoa, Arthropoda, Insecta, Lepidoptera, Papilionidae. The transcript is spliced from 5 exons. Bases 28 to 2283 code for a protein of 751 amino acids.